Molecule: messenger RNA, 2279 nt
Organism: Lineus longissimus
Lineage: Eukaryota; Metazoa; Nemertea; Pilidiophora; Heteronemertea; Lineidae
Product: thyroid transcription factor 1-like
Exons: 2
Coding region: 10-1047 (345 amino acids)
Biological process (GO): regulation of transcription by RNA polymerase II; cell differentiation
Cellular component (GO): nucleus
Molecular function (GO): RNA polymerase II cis-regulatory region sequence-specific DNA binding; DNA-binding transcription factor activity, RNA polymerase II-specific
Source: RefSeq, a predicted model, not a curated record
AGUUGGACGAUGUCAUUGAGCCCCAAACAUACUACGCCGUUCUCAGUCACUGAUAUACUAAGUCCGCUGGAGGAGACUUACAAGAGGACUAGCAUUGAGGCUAGUAUCCCACCACUGGCUCCUGCUUAUCGGACAACUCAGCAUCCCCAGAGCAGUAUGGCGAGCAUGGGCAGUAUGUCAGUACCGGUUUCGAACCCUUAUCACAAUUAUGUGCCACAGUUGUCCCAUACACCGUCCGCUUUUCCAUCGCAAUACUGCAAUGGGUCAGAACUCACUCAUUACGGGGACCCUGUUACACCUCACAGACACUCAACAUCAAGUUGGUACGGAGCAAGCCCGGAUGCCAGAUUUGCAAUUUCAAGACUUAUGGGUCCGAACUCGUGUGGGAGUAUGUCCUCGAUGUCAUCCGGGAUGAACCACAUGAACAUGGGCCUCGGCGGCCUGGAACAGCACAAACAUCCUGGCAUGCAGUUUCCACUCACACAGAGACGAAAGAGGCGGGUGUUGUUCACACAAGCACAAGUGUACGAACUAGAACGGCGGUUUAAGCAGCAAAAAUACCUCUCAGCCCCUGAGAGGGAGCAUUUAGCCAGUAUGAUUAACCUGACUCCGACGCAGGUGAAAAUAUGGUUCCAGAAUCAUCGUUACAAAUGCAAACGUCAACAGAAGGACAAGGAAAAAAUGGAUACAAAUGUGUGCCAGCCUUCACCGCGCCGCGUGGCGGUUCCUGUGCUUGUUAAAGACGGUAAACCGUGUACGGGAAACGGCAAUGAACAUUCACAACAAACGCAACAGUCACAGCAGAACGCAGCAUCGGUGCAAUCGCAGUCCCAGGCUCAUCAGGGGCAGCCUCUAACGCCAAAACCUCUAGCCCAAAGUAAUAACGUGGACGCGGUGAAUACGUUAACGUCGCCGUGCCCGACGCCGCAGACGAGUUUAUCAAGUGUUGCUAGUAUGAACAGUUUGGGAGGUUAUCACACAUCUUCGUCUGUCAAUACAUCAAAUAACAUGUCAACCUCAUAUCUCCUGAACGGGCGGAACUGGUGAGACGAAGAUGAGUAGUGACAGUGACUCUUCAAUCGCCGCUGGAACUGCUUCAUUGCCAAGUGUAUUUUGUAUUUCUGUGUACAAUGGUAACGUGACAACGUAUGGUACGUUCGUGACCAAAGUCAUAAAAUCGGCGGCUUAUUUUUAACUGACUUUGUCAUGAAAUAAAGCCAACGUUAUACUGCCAGAAAGACUUCUGCCGACAACUCAUGGGUGUGUUACAAUUCAGAGACAAACUCCCCAAGUCUAGCCUGAAUUAUAGUCAUCUCAAUUUGCAAUAAUGAACUAUAAUGAACUAUGAACUACAAGUGACGACUUGGUUGUGACUCUUCACGUGAAAAACUGUUUUGAAGUUGUGUGUGUGUGUGUUUGUCGGCAACUUUCAAGUUAGUAAAAACAUUCUAACUUGGGACAUUUUGGAACGGUGCUUUGUGUUUUAACUGGACUGGAUAUGAUUUGUCCUUUUUUAAGUGUUCAAGGGGAAACUUUACAUGUCGUUUUAUCAGAGAAGUUCCCCAAGAAGGAACCCUGAAACAGUAUUAGUAAGGUAUGUAAAGUUUGUGAUUAGUUUACCCAAAACACGUACCCAUCACUGCUCACCUAAUGUAGGUACUACAAUGCAGAAUGCAUUAGAUCACUGCGCGGUUCGUGCAAAAAAAAGAGGAUUAUGCCCCGGACAAUCGAAGGUACAUUUGACCGCCGCAUUGCGUGACGUUUGGCCUUUAUAUACAACGUACAUGUAUAUACAAUCAGGACUGGGCAAGCAUAAUCUUGUUUCUACAAUUCAGGAAAUAUAUUUGUAAAAAUUGUCUCGUUAAUAUACAUGUAAUUAUUAUUAUGAUAAUAUCCAGGUAUUCGGGAUAUUUGAUAUCCUGAUAUUUGGGUUUAUACUAUCAGCUUUAAAUGGUAUGCAUUUUACGAUGCACAGUCAUGUUGCGUAUAUUUUGUUUCUGAAAAAAAAUUCUUUCUAAAAGUGAAAGUCGGAAAACAGCUGACAUUUGGAUAGACGUGUCGUCUAAAAUGAAUGUAAUUUGGAAAAGCACUAAUUUAAAGUGAUUAAGUGUUAGCUAGUAAACUUCAUCAAACCUGUCUCUCUUCUGAAACCUCCUCUCUGUGUACUUGUGUAAAAUCGUCUCUGAAUUUCUAUAUACUUCCAAAGGAAACUCUACCACCUAGUAUAUCAUUUUUUUGUGAACAUUCGUAUAUAUAUUUCGAAUAAAUAAGAUCUUAUC